UCUUCACAUUCACACACGUGAGGCUUCCAAAAACCCAAGGCGCACUCGGCAGUGGAACUCCGCUUUCUCUUGCUAGGGUUUCAGCUCUCCGCCACCGUCAUGAGUGCCUCCAGGCCGGAUCACCGUCGCCGCCACCCGCCGUUCCUGCGGGACCUCUCGUCCCCGAUCUCCUCGUCGUUUCGCCUCCCACCGGCCUCGAUGCGGCGAGAGGCGCAGGCCUCCACCCCGCCGCCGCCUCCGCCGCUGCUCUCCCUCGACGACCUCUCCCACCUCUCCCCCUCCAGGCAGCCGGCCACGCCUCCGCAGGCGACGACGACCCCCUCGCCUCAGCCCCCGCGUGGAGCCGUUCUCUUCUCCUCGCCGCUGCGGUCCAACGGCUCGCCGGGGCCCUCGGCAUGGUGGACCCCCUCGAGGGAGGAGAAUCCCAGGGAGGGAUCACCGAUGGAUGGCGUCGUGCAGUACCAGCAGCAGUCCCCGACGACGCCGUCGGGUCAGCAGUCACAGCAGCAGAAGGUAGCGCUGAUCACGCUGCCGCCCCCCAGGGAGGUGGCGCGGCCGGAGAUGCCCAGAGAUUCGGCUCCGGCUGCUGGACGGGUCGACGAGGAGGAGUGGGUCACCGUUUUCGGAUUUUUUCCUGGUGAUACUAACAUGGUGCUGCGAGAAUUUGAGAAGUGUGGGAUAGUCUUGAGACAUGUUCUUGGUCCAAGGGAUGCGAACUGGGUGCAUAUCUUGUAUCAGAGCCGGCAUGAUGCGCAGAAAGCGCUCGCCAAGCAUGGGCAGCAGCUAAACAGUGUUCUUAUCAUUGGUGUGAAGCCAGUGGAUCCGUGGCAGCUGCAGUACCUGAACGAGAACACCAACGAGAACUACCAGGGGAGCGCUACAGCCACGUUCACAUCGCAACCUGUAGCGCCAAGUGGAUUUGCAACCAGGAAUGCACUAGCACCUCUACCUAGCAACACUCUGACGAAUGGCAGCUGCAACGACAGCAACCUUGGCGCGUCUGGGGCCGUUGCGUCGCCUACAAAAUCUGUCCUGUCCAAAGUCAUGGACUUGAUGUUCGGCCUUUAAGUUGCGUUGCUCACCCAAAUGGUGCCGGGUUUUUUUUUGAGGGGUUCCUUCUGGGAAAACUCUAGGCCAGAAUGAGGUUCACUUAUCGAUGUUACGGUAAAAACGUUACGUGAUCACCGUGGUUGAACCACUGGGUGUCAAUGCGACCGUUAUAUGAUGCUGCGAGCUAGCAUCGCGAAAUUCAAACGGUUGUAUUGAUGCGUUGCAAAUCAUGUCUGAAACGACGUCAUGAACCUGACUUGUAUUUUGUUGGACAUGUCACAUGCCCACGACAUUUAUGAAGGAUGUGAGCUUGGGGGCGCCAGCUAUGCUGUCUUCAAAAGUCAAAUUGGAAAUGGAAUAUGAAUUGUUCCCC
This is a messenger RNA of Zea mays, 1423 nucleotides long. Its product is annotated as Nuclear pore complex protein NUP35. Lineage: Eukaryota; Viridiplantae; Streptophyta; Magnoliopsida; Poales; Poaceae. Gene Ontology annotation, biological process: nuclear pore organization; NLS-bearing protein import into nucleus. The record is from RefSeq and is marked provisional. The transcript is spliced from 3 exons. Gene Ontology annotation, molecular function: phospholipid binding; structural constituent of nuclear pore; nucleic acid binding. Bases 100 to 1068 code for a protein of 322 amino acids. Gene Ontology annotation, cellular component: nuclear pore central transport channel; nuclear pore nuclear basket; nuclear membrane.